Cyclopterus lumpus (lumpfish) is the source of this 1700-nucleotide messenger RNA. Its product is annotated as chemokine XC receptor 1-like. The transcript has 2 exons. Gene Ontology annotation, cellular component: membrane. Gene Ontology annotation, molecular function: chemokine receptor activity. NCBI's taxonomy places the organism in Eukaryota, Metazoa, Chordata, Actinopteri, Perciformes, Cyclopteridae. The coding region runs from base 190 to 1197 and encodes 335 amino acids. The record is from RefSeq and is a predicted model, not a curated record. Gene Ontology annotation, biological process: chemotaxis; immune response; G protein-coupled receptor signaling pathway.
CCAAAUAAACAAGCACACACCUGCAGGGACAUAGUUUCUGAUUAAAAAAAAAACAGAGCAGGUUACUAGAACCAGGAACAGAAAAUACUGCCUGUCACGAGAUUAUAUUAGCUACCUCGUUUUGAGAACACAGAAGGCAUCACUUCAACAUCUUACUCCCGCCAAGCAAGAGAAUACAGUUGAACGGCAAUGAAGGAAACUUUCAAUGACACCGAAUAUGCCCUGGACUACGAGGAUGAAGUCUGUGAAAAAGGUGAGGUGGUCAAGUUUGGAUCCAUUGCCAUUCCUGUGUUCUUCUCCGCUGUGAUCACACUGAGCCUCACAGGAAACCUCCUCGUCCUUGUAAUCCUUGCUUUGUACGAAAACCUCAAGUCCCUCACCAACAUUUUCAUCCUGAACCUGGCCAUCUCUGACCUCGUCUUCACCACCGGUCUGCCCUUUUGGGCAAUUUACCACAUCUGGGGAUGGCUGUUUUCAGAGGCCCUUUGCAAAAUAGUGACUUUUGUCUUCUUCACUGGGUUUUAUAGCAGCAUCCUCUUCCUGACCAUCAUGACUAUCUACAGGUAUCUGGUAGUGGUCCACCCACUGUCCAGUCUGAGCACACUGAGACUCAGCACCGGGGUUUAUGUGUCUUUGCUCCUGUGGAUAAUCAGCAUUGGAGCCGCCAUGCCCUCCCUGCUCUACAGCUCCCUUGUCUCGAUCCCUCACAACGGUACACACUCCCUGGGCUGUGAGUACGAAACACCCCGGUGGAAAAGCAUCGGUGUCUUCCAACAGAACAUUUUCUUCUUGCUCACGUUUGUAGUGAUGGCUUUCUGCUACGUUCAAUUACUGUGGAAAAUCACAAGAACAAGAUCGCACACAAAGAACAGAGCCGUGAAGUUGGUCUUCUGCAUCGUGGCGGUGUUCUUCCUCGGCUGGGUGCCGUACAACGUGGUCAUCUUUUUGAGGGUUUUGGCCGACAAAGUGGUUGCACCAUUCCAUAAGUGUGACACAAGUAUCAAUCUCGACUAUGCGUUCUACGUGUGCCGGCUCAUUGCUUUCUCCCACUGCUGCCUGAACCCUGUCUUUUAUGCGUUGGUCGGUGUGAAGUUCAGGAGUCACUUGAAGUCGUUGCUCCUCCGAUUGUUCAUUCGAAGGCCAGCUGAAGAACAGCAGGUUAGAAUGCAGAACUUCUCGCAUGCGUCGAUGCUCUAGUUGCUGAUUAAGUAUGCCAUUUUCUGAAGUCCAGUGUGUACUAAUCCAUUUUAGCGAAAUAUAGGAAUACAGGGUUCAUACUUUUUAGUUUGUAGCAAUCUGCACUCAAUAUUACAUUCUGACUUUAUCUAUUUAUCGUGUCAUUCAUUUACUGGCACUUUAAAGAGAGUCACAUUUUUUAUGGAUAUAAAAAUAUAAUUACUUAGUUACAGUGGAGCCAUUAUAGUAUACAGUAUAUGUUCAUUUAAAACUAUGCCUUUUCUAGCUUUUGUGAGGAUGUUUUCACUUAUCACUUGAAUAGGAUUUAUUCUGUGAAUUUAAUACAAUGUGUCAUUGCAUACAAAAGGUUUUUAAUAUAUAUUUUAAAAAGAAGGGGUUUCUUUAUGGCCUCUAUGUUGUAAUGCUACUAAAUAUGCUUGUAUAUUAUAUUUAGUCCGGUAAUGAUACCACCCAAUAAAAAGCAACGUAAACAUAUUUGACAUUUUGAGUCCCUCUGUGCAAUA